AUGGGCCCUGGUCCCCCUCGGGAGGCUGGGGUUUCAAGCAUUCAUGCUCCCGGGUUGGUCCCCCCAAAACCGCCCGGGGUUUCCCAUUUGAAAAUCGGCAAAUUUGGCGCUUUAUAUCCACUCAUCCCCCCGUUGCUUUUAGCCUUUGGGUUUUCUAGCCUCAGCUUCCCCUUGUUGGACCCCGUGGUGGGUGGGGCGCCAGCCCCCAGCCCCAGGAAGGUCUCUGACCCCCCCUCAGACGACCCCACGGGCCUGAACCCGGAGAACCACCCUGAACCCCAAAACCCAAGCUGGUGCCCCACGAGAAACCCCCCAAAACCCAAAAGGGGGGACCGAAAGGGCCGGGGCCCCGGGGGCCCGGGACUUGAUGGCGACCCCUGGCCCCCAAAGGCGUGUGGACCCUUCCCCCAAAUUGUCGAAGGGGAAGCCCCCCCAACCGGCAAGCCUGGUGACCAUAAAAAGGUACCCCAAACUCCACCCUUGUUUGGGGUAACUGGGGAAACCCUUUACACCUACGCACUUAUUUUGCCUGAAGCACUUGGGGUGUUUCAAGUCCCCAAAAAGUAUGGACCCCCACCGGGAAAAACUGAACAGCCAAGCCAAAAUGUGGUGUCGUACCCAAGGGCACACAAAUACGGGGUGUGCAUAAAGGGGCACAAAAGGGAAAGAAAAGCAGGACAUAACACCAAAUUUUCCAAACCCGGUCCCAAAGGGGCCAUCACCCCCUGGACCCUUGGCUUGCUCUCGGGAAAAGAGGCGGCCCCUAAAAAAGGAAAGGGCCCAGUUAAUGCACAGAAACACCCGGGCCCAAAGGGGAAAAAGGCCGGGGGACAAAAAAGUCAGAUUUUAACCAAAGGUUCCACCCCCCAGUGGAUCCAGGGAAAAGCCCGACAGCCAAAGGGAGACCCCCAAGCAUGGAACAUCUGGGGCUUCUCCCCAAGGAUUUCCCAAUCCUCCCAAAUUGUGCGAUCAGGGAGCAUUGAACGUCAUGCUCCAGGAGACAUUAAAGCGGAAGCUUUUCCCUUCCCCGGGGUUCACGUCUACGGGCCUCCUGAAACCCAAACCCAAAAUCGGGGCCUUUGGGUCCAGGAGUCCAAAGAGCCGGGACUUCCAAUUUACGAGAUUAGAGAGCUGUCGGGACGCCCAAGGGAAAAUGCCGCCGAAAUGAGAGCUAUGGAACGGGGCAAACGGCCCCCAGCCCCUCAGCCCCGGGGAAAAUGCACGCACCGCGACCCCCCGGCAGAGGGGCCCAAAAGAAUGGCCAAGAGUUUCUCUGCAGAACGAGUAGCGGCCCGUCCCGGGCCCGCCGAAAAAUGA
Messenger RNA from Penaeus monodon (black tiger shrimp), 1317 nucleotides. Its product is annotated as collagen alpha-5(IV) chain-like. The record is from RefSeq and is a predicted model, not a curated record. Lineage: Eukaryota; Metazoa; Arthropoda; Malacostraca; Decapoda; Penaeidae. Bases 1 to 1317 code for a protein of 438 amino acids. The transcript is spliced from 7 exons.